UGGAAUUUGAAAGAAAUAGUGGAGCUUAGUCUUAGAGGUUAAGCUAAGCAUAAUAAACACGCGUACGAAUCUCAACUCCAAUCACAAUGACAUACUUCUCCUUCUUCUUCUUCGUAUUCGGUGCUCAUUCCCUCUUCCUCCUCUCUUCUUCGCUUCCCCAUUCCGAUUUAGGGUUUUGCUCCGAUCAACUCAACGAUAACAUGGCUACUCUCGGUGCUCCACGCGAUUCUACUGCCGACCUCCAUUCUCUUGCUAAAUUUGCUGUUGAUCACCACAACAACAAAGAGAAUGCGCUGCUCGAGCUAGUCAGGGUCGUCAAGGCGCAAGAGCAAGUGGUCGCUGGCACGCUCCAUCAUCUCACUCUCGAAGUCAUCGACUCUGGAAAGAAGAAGCUUUAUGAGGCCAAAAUCUGGGUAAAACCAUGGGAGGAUUUCAUGGAGCUUCAAGAGUUCAAACAUGUUGGUGACGUUCCUUCCUUCACCUCAUCGGACCUCGGUGCUAAGAAGGAUGAAGGGGAAGCUGGCUGGAAAUCAGUGCCGGUGCACGAUCCUGUUGUUCAAGAUGCUGCUCAUCAUGCUGUCAAGACCAUCCAGGAGAGAUCUAACUCGUUAUUUCCUUAUGAACUGAGUGAGAUUGUCCAUGCCAAUGCAGAGGUUGUUGAAUCAUCUGCUAAAUUUGAGAUGGUUCUGAAAGUGAAGAGAGGGGCUAAAGAAGAGAAGUUGAAGGUUGAGGUGCAUAGGAACAAUGAAGGUGGUUUCCAGUUGAACAAGAUGGAUGCUGAUCACUAACUCUUUGCUGUUUUGUUAGCGUUGAUGAUCUUAUAUAAACUUCAAACGUGACCUGCGCCCUGUGUAGGCGUUUUACUUUUGCCCAUGUUGGUUUUGUUUUGUUUGUUUUUAGGUUUGUAAUAACUUGUGUAUGUCUAGUCUACCUCUCUCAGUAUGUUUUGUUGUGUCUCUGGAUUAUGUAAUUUGAGUUGGAAGUUAGUAGCAUAUGAAUAUUAUACAAGGGCAAAGCGUUCGUUGAGGCUA
Salvia miltiorrhiza (redroot sage) is the source of this 1031-nucleotide messenger RNA. Its product is annotated as cysteine proteinase inhibitor 6. Lineage: Eukaryota; Viridiplantae; Streptophyta; Magnoliopsida; Lamiales; Lamiaceae. The transcript is spliced from 4 exons. The record is from RefSeq and is a predicted model, not a curated record. Gene Ontology annotation, molecular function: cysteine-type endopeptidase inhibitor activity. The coding region runs from base 87 to 788 and encodes 233 amino acids.